CCCCGGAUCAUCCAUUAAGGAACACCUGUCGUCCCGGCUUCCUUUGCGUGUCAAAGAUGGAAGAACUGGCGGUGGAGGUCCGUGGCUCCAACGGCGCUUAUUACAAGGGCUUGGUCAAAGAUAUCCACGAUGACUCUCUCACCAUUGCCUUUGAGAACAAUUGGCAGCCAGAACGCCAGGUGCCCUUCAGCGAUGUCAGAUUGCCACCACCUGCUGACGGCAAGAAGGAGAUCGGAGAAGGCGAGGAGGUGGAGAUACUCUCCAGAGCCAACGAACAGGAGCCGUGUGGAUGGUGGCUGGCCAAAGUCCGCAUGAUGAAGGGAGAUUUCUACGUGAUCGAGUACGCCGCCUGCGACGCCACCUACAACGAGAUCGUAACGUUUGAGCGCUUGCGACCGGUCAACCCCAACAAGGCCGUGACCAAGAACUCCUUUCACAAGUGCACUGUCCCUGUUCCUCAGGAUCUACAAGAAGCGUGCCAGAGCGAGAAUGCACACAAAGACUUCAAGAAAGCGGUGGGAGCCUGUCGGAUCUCCUACUGCCCAGAGACCAGUGAGCUGCUGGUUGUGUCCACCAACGAGGCGACGGUGAAGCGCGUGUCUUUGCUGAGUGACAUGCACCUGCGCAGCCUCAGGACCAAGCUGCUGCUCAUGUCACGCAACCAGGAAGCCACAAAACACCUGGAGACUUCCAGGCAGCUGGUGUCCUCCUUCCAGCAGGAGUUUACGGUGAGACCAGAUCUGAUGGGCCUGGCCAUCGGCAGCCACGGCAGCAACAUCCAGCAAGCACGCAAGCUCCCAGGCGUCACUGCCAUCGAGCUGGACGAAGAGACCGAUACUUUCAGGAUUUAUGGCGAGACGGAGGAAGCCGUGAAGAAGGCCAGAAGCUUGUUGGAGUUUGUGGAGGAUUCAGUCCAGGUGCCGAGGACUCUGGUUGGCAAAGUGAUCGGUAAAAACGGUAAGGUGAUCCAGGAGAUCGUGGACAAGUCUGGGGUGGUGAGGGUCAAAAUAGAAGGCGACAACGACAACAAGCAACCCAGACAAGAAUUGACACAGGGAAUGGUCCCGUUCACCUUUGUCGGUACGAAGGAGAGCAUCGGCAACGUUCAGGUCCUGCUGGAGUACCACAUCUCCUACCUGAAUGAGGUUGAGCAGCUUCGUCUGGAGCGGAUGCAGAUUGAUGAACAGUUGCGUCAGAUCACCCAGGGUCACCGGCCAGUCGAUCGGGAGCGGGGGGAGAGAGGAGGAGGAGGAGGAGGAGGAGGAGGACAUAACGCAGACAACAGUGCCAACACCUCCUCUGCAUCCUUGCGUGGCAGCCGCUCCUACAACAGCAGAGGGCGUGGGCGCCGAGGCCACAACUACAACCCUGCAUAUGGCGGCAACUCGGAGCAUUCAAAUCCCUCCGAGACGGAUUCAGAGCGCAAGGAUGAGCUCAGUGAUUGGUCGCUGGCCGGAGAGGACCUGGACGGGGAGAGGGAGAGAGGCCCUCGACCAAUGAGAGACGGGCGCAGGAGGCCAGGACCCGGCAGAGGCCGAGGAGGCCCUGGAGGAAGAGGUAGAGGAGGAAGAGGAGGCUACGGCUACAGCUCUGGGUCCAGGGACCAUGAGAACAACCCCCCCUAUGGAGCCUUGGAGACAAACACGGAGACGGACCAGACGGCCGAUACCGACGCCAGCGAGUCCAACCUGCCUGCCAACCGCCGCCGAAGGUCCCGGCGACGCCGAACGGACGAGGACGCCACGCUGAUCGACGGCAUGAGCGAGUCUGACAACGCCUCUGUGAGCGAGAACGGCAUAGAUUUGUCAGAAGCAAAGCCUCAGCGUCGCAAUCGUAGCCGCCGCCGCCGCAUGCGCCUGCCCGAGGAGCGGCAGCCAGUGACCGUGGCCGACUACAUAUCCAGGGCUGAAUCUCAGAGCAGACAGAUGUCUACCAAGGAGACCAAGAAAAGCAAGGAAGUGGGUCAGGUGGACGCCAUCGCCGAACACGCCCCCCAGCCGGCCCCGCCCACCGCCAACGGCUCCAACAACGAGGUGUCCGACGGCGCCGGAGACGGCGGCGCACAAUCUCCCGACUCGUCCGCCGAGAAGCUCCCCAGCAACUCCAAAGCCGACGCCCAACCCGUGGCGAACGGGCUGUCCUAGUCAGAGCCGAGCAAACGUUUCGAAUAUUUGACCGCGUCUCUCUUUUUUUUUUUUUUUUUUUUUUUUUUGGGCGACAUUUGAUUGAAUCUCCAUAUCCGCGUAGAGGCAUCAAAUGGUAAUCCUAACAUUUAAACACAAGCACUGCUCCGUUUUCUUUUUUUUUUUCUACUCAACAAAUGUUUGAAACCUGCAGCCCACGUUUUAGAGCUCCCUCCCCUUUAUUUGUGUUCAUUUCCUUACCGUUUUCAUUUCUCACUAUAGUUCUUCCAGUAUGAGCUUGCCAAAGAUAGUCAAACACACACACACACACACACACACGUGAGCUGUACUUUUACUCCUCUCUUUACUCAGAGCUUGACGAGAGGCCGGACUAAACACAGUAUUUACGUAAAGCGGACAGGGAUCCCAAUCACAGCCGUACUGUGGUGUGAAUGCAGCAGUUUUUUAAUGGUUGGAAAUAUCGUAGCAGGGUUUUAGUAUGAAGUCUGCUUUUUUUUUUGUCAGGUGAAUUUAGCAGAAAUGCUUUUUUUUUUUUUUUUUUGGGGGGGGGGGGGGGUAAAAGAGAUGUUCAGCGUGAUCUGCACCACGGUGCAGGAGGUUUGCUGAGAGACCCAAGUGUGACGUACUUGUGAUCAGCUGUUGUGCCUUGAGAGUAGACUCAACGUGUCGCUGCCUGGCUCUGCACUCCGUCUGAAAUCCCGCUGACGUGUCUGCGUGUCACCGACGGCCCCCCGCGCCGCCGCUCAGACCACAGGAGGUGUCUCUGCGUUAAACGUCCUCACAGAGGCUAAGUGGAGCCGCUCUGAGAGCACAGAAGGGAUUUCAGAGCCUUCUUUUAAAAUCAGGUUUGUCUGCUCUUAAUGUUGUCGGGGAGGGAUUCAGUUAUCCUUUACAUAUAUCUCCUGAGGAUUCUUUUUUUUUUUUUUUUUUUUGACUUUAGCUGCUUCCUGUUCUUUAAUAUGCAACCACUUUGAUCAUAGGAGAAAUCGUUAUGACCGCAGAUCUGGAAAAGAAACGAGAAGAGUUGUUUUGUUUUGCACUGAAGCGUCACCUUUUUCCUCUUAAAGCCGAUUGUAGUCGAGUCUGAAAAGCCGUCCCGUCGCCCGUCAGCGGCGGGUUUUUCUGGGAACACACGGCGCCGCUCUAUCUAUUUUUAGAGCUUAAAACUGUAAAAGGCCGUUUGAACAACUGGACUUCUCUGGUGCGGAGAUGUUUCAGAAAACCAACCAGGCCCGGGGCGACGGCGGCGGCGCUUUCAUGGUUCUUCCACUCUGGCUGGCUGGAAACUGGUCACGACUGUUCCUCUAAGGAAGAUUUAUUUGGAUUAUUUAUUUUUUUGAAAAGUGUACAGUAUUUAACAGAAAAAAAAACCAACAAAAAAAAAAACGACACUCUUCUUUUCUUGACACUAAAACGUGUGAUAUAUUCAGGAGUUUUCAUACAUCCAUCUACGAAUUGGACUACUGACAGUUGUGACAUCCCAAGAGUUUUCGUUGGGUCACCUACAGUAUACUGUUUGUUUUUUUUAAGGAUUGUCUGAUUGGUUGAUGUGCAAUAUGUUUUGUACGCAGGUAGUUCCUAAAUAAACUUGAUCUAUGUAGAUCUAAAACCAAA
Fundulus heteroclitus (mummichog) is the source of this 3758-nucleotide messenger RNA. It is a transcript of the gene fxr1, whose product is annotated as fragile X mental retardation, autosomal homolog 1. Gene Ontology annotation, biological process: regulation of dendrite morphogenesis; positive regulation of protein phosphorylation; regulation of mRNA stability. Lineage: Eukaryota; Metazoa; Chordata; Actinopteri; Cyprinodontiformes; Fundulidae. The transcript has 18 exons. The record is from RefSeq and is a predicted model, not a curated record. Bases 57 to 2144 code for a protein of 695 amino acids. Gene Ontology annotation, cellular component: growth cone; neuronal cell body; neuronal ribonucleoprotein granule. Gene Ontology annotation, molecular function: mRNA 3'-UTR binding; translation regulator activity; protein homodimerization activity.